Molecule: messenger RNA, 837 nt
Organism: Aspergillus calidoustus
Lineage: Eukaryota; Fungi; Ascomycota; Eurotiomycetes; Eurotiales; Aspergillaceae
Source: the annotation of a GenBank genome assembly
AUGGCGUCGAUUGUGAGCAGGAGGCUAGUCCAGCAGCGCGCGAAUGCUAGCAAAUUUGGACGGGAGACAUGUCGCAGUUUCACAAGCUGCCCGUCAUGGUCCGCGGGACACAACCGGUGGUCGCAGAUCAAGCACGGCAAGGCAAAGAAUGACAAGGCGAAGAGCAAAGAGCGGCAGAUUGUGGCCAAGGCCAUCAGCUCUUCUAUACAAAUGUGGGGCCCAGAUCCCAAAUUCAAUCCCCGUCUAGCGCUCGCCCUCGCAAACGCGAAGCGCGCCGGAAUCCCUAAAACUCUCAUCGAGGCAGCCAUUGCUCGAGGCCAGGGCAUGAGUGUCACGGGUGAAGCUCUGGAAUCGGUUACAAUCGAAGCGAUCUUCCCACAUUCUGUCGCAGCGGUAAUUGAAUGCCAGACGGAGAGCAAGGCCCGGUGUUUACAGGAUGUGCGCCACAUUGUUAAGGAUGCUGGAGGCACUGCUACACCGACGGCAUAUCUGUUUGAGAAAAAGGGAAAGGUAGUCUUUGAAAGGAAGGAUGGUGUCAGUGCGGACGAGUGCUUGGACCAAGCUAUUGAAGCGGGCGCCACCGAUAUUACGGCAGAUGAAGAAGGGCGAGUUGUUGUCUACACGGAGCCGACUGAGACGAAAGAUGUAGGUGAGGCGCUUUGCAAGGCUGUCGGAUUGACGAUUGAGGAGCUGGAGAUAAUCUGGGCCCCCAAUGAAGAUACAUUGGUUGAGCUGAAAGAUGAGGCCCAGACGCAAGAUAUUGAGGACCUGUUGGGGGCCCUCCAUGAGGAGCCUAGCGUCCGUGACAUAUAUCUGAACACGACACAAACGUUCUGA